Acanthaster planci (crown-of-thorns starfish) is the source of this 906-nucleotide messenger RNA. RefSeq lists its product as uncharacterized. The record is from RefSeq and is a predicted model, not a curated record. NCBI's taxonomy places the organism in Eukaryota, Metazoa, Echinodermata, Asteroidea, Valvatida, Acanthasteridae.
AUGGAGUCCAUCUUGAUAGAGAGUGCUGAGAUCCUUCGAAAGUUCACGGCGUCGUGGAACUACAUCCUGGGUUCGAGCUACAAGUUAAGACGCGAAAGGUCCCUCGGGGAUUUUCGAAGGAAUGAAGAUAUCACGUUCGGCGCGAGGGAAGACGUCUCCCCGAUAACCGAGCAAGACGAAUUUUAUUAUUCGCACGACAAAGACCUUGCAAAAUCUGCUCGGGACUACGAACAAGAGUGUCAGCGGAGAAAAUCUGAUGUUAGACACGAUGCGUCUACAACACAGCCUGAGACCACGAAGACUGCUUGUGGAGAAAAGAGGAAGAAAAGGCAAAAAUCUUGUGUGUAUUAUGGCGAGAUGUCUGGUUGCAAUCUAACGAUGGAUGUGAUUGGAUGUCUUCCUGACAACAUUCAACAGGCCAUAAAGAGUUUCUCUAUCAAAAAGGAAACCGAACAUCUUACUUUGUCGUUUCCAUUUAUGACGGAGAUCUUGAGGAAAACAUGUUCCCUUGGGAAAGGCGCAGCAGGUCGUUAUGUGACACCCAUGAUUCUCUGCAACCACAGCUUGAAACUGACCAAUUAUCACCAGGCAAUAGUGACCCUCGCUCCCGAUUAUCAGAGGUCAACUCUUUGUGUGGUUCAGUUUACCAUCUGUCGCAGUUAUACCAGAGAAGGACUACAUCAACACUACACUCAGCUACUCUCCUCAGUGUUGAAGGAUUUCACAAAGAUGCGGUGCUUUCGUUUUCCCCAGUUAGUGGUUCUAGACGACACAGAUCCAAUGAUGAUAGGAUCUCUGUGCGCCAAGAUAAAAACCUCACUGUGCCCUCCGAUAACUGGGGAGAACAGUAACUGCUACGCCCACCGGAUGCAUGAAACUUCGACCAAGAUCGAGACCGGUUUUUAG